Messenger RNA from Chenopodium quinoa (quinoa), 1299 nucleotides. Its product is annotated as probable serine/threonine-protein kinase WNK10. The coding region runs from base 1 to 1299 and encodes 432 amino acids. Lineage: Eukaryota; Viridiplantae; Streptophyta; Magnoliopsida; Caryophyllales; Amaranthaceae. Gene Ontology annotation, molecular function: protein serine/threonine kinase activity. The transcript is spliced from 4 exons. Gene Ontology annotation, cellular component: cytoplasm. The record is from RefSeq and is a predicted model, not a curated record. Gene Ontology annotation, biological process: intracellular signal transduction; protein phosphorylation.
AUGGCAGCUUCGAGUUCACGAGAAGGAGACGAUUACACGAUUAUGGAGAAAGACCCAACAGGGCAAUACUCAAGGUACAACAUUAUCAUUGAUAAAGGCCAACAAAAAGUAGUUUUCUUAGGAUAUGAUGAGAUUAAUGGCAUAGAAAUUGCUUGGAAAAAGAAAUUUUAUAGAAAUGAUUGGUCAUUUGGAUUACUUCGAGAAGAUUCGGAUUACACCAAGAAACAUGAUAUUAAAGAAGGUGAUCCAUUAAUCAAGAAUUGGUGUAAGCAGAUUCUGACAGGACUCGAUUUUCUUCACAAUCAACGCGAUUGGAUUGUUAUUCUAAGGUGUCUGAAUUUGGAAAACAUAUGUGUUGUUGGGGACUCAGGGACUGUUAAGAUAGGGGAUGUGAAUUUCGCGGCGUUUAUGCUGUAUGAUGAAACAGUUGAUAGGAGAUUACGUGAGUUAGACAAUGUCACAGACGGAGAGCUUCAGAGGUUCAUUCAGAGGUGUUCGGCUGAUGUAGGAAUAAGGCCUACUGUUACUGAUCUUCUGAAUGAUCCGUUUCUUGAACCGAGUACUACUACUACAGCAGGUUCUGCAACAGCAUCAGUACCAUCUGUGAGUGUACCGUCUGCUGACACGAGUGAUCAGGGGGUAAGAGAACAAGAACGACCGCCUUUUAUUGCAGUGCUCAACGAAGAGUACACGAAAUUUGCAGUAGUAGGAGAAAAGUUGGGCAGUGAACUGAUGUCUGUGACAGUGAGGACUACUGAAGUUAAGAUUGAUGAUUUUGUGUUCUGUGUCGAAACUGAUACGCUUCUUGAAAUGACAAAUGAAAUCAGAGAAGAAUCUGGCCUGUCAGACGAAGAAGUUGCAUCAAUUGAAGUUGAUUUCGAGUAUAGCACAGGUAGUAGUGAAAAUCCUGAGGGUGAUAUCGAAGAUAACACAGGUAUUGAAAAUCCUGAAGGUGAUAUUGCUGUUAACACAGGUAUUGAAAAUCCUGAGGGUCAAAUCGACGAUAACACAGCAAAUUCUGAGGGUGAAAUCGACGAUAGCACAGCAAAUGCUGAGGGUGAAAUCGACGAUAAUACAGCAAAUGCUGAGGGUGAUAUCGACGAUAAUACAGCAAAUGCUGAGGGUGAAAUGGACAAUAACACAGGUAUUGUAAAUCCUGAUGGUGAUAUCGCUGAUGACACAGGCAUUGCAGAUGCUGAGGGUGAUAUCGACGACAGAAACUCAUCUGCACCAACUGAAAAUGCUAGACAGGUAGCUGAUGAAAUGGGUCUGGGAAAUCAGGAAAGUCUAUUAAGGUGA